UUCAAAUUCACGAGCCAAAACCAAACUCAUUUCUUUUGUUCCGUGUGUUCUCUCUUCUUUCUCACUAAAUAUUAUUCUUUCUUUUAAGUCCCUCUUCACCAUGAAAACUGAAAUAGACACCCUUUGGGUCUUCGCUCUCGCCUCUAGAUGCAGAGUUGAUACCUUUGCAUGGCCAUGGCUGGUCCUUCUCAUUGGCCUGGCCUGGCUCGUCAUGGCCCUCAUCUAUUGGGCCCAUCCCGGGGGUCCAGCCUGGGGUUACUUCCGCUUCCGCCACCACCAACACCGAAAGCCCAUCAUUCCCGGCCCACGAGGCCUCCCCUUCGUCGGCAGCAUGGGCCUGAUGGCCUCCCUGGCCCACCGCCGGCUCGCCGCCGCAGCUUCAUCCCUCGGCGCCAAGCGGCUGAUGGCCUUCAGCCUCGGCGAGACACGCGCCGUGGUCACGUGCCACCCGGACGUCGCCAAGGAGAUUCUCAACAGCGCCGUCUUCGCCGACCGCCCCGUCAAGGAGUCGGCUUACAAGCUGAUGUUCAACCGCGCCAUCGGUUUCGCUCCGUACGGCGUGUACUGGAGAACUCUGAGAAGAAUCGCCGCCAACCACCUCUUCUGCCCCAAGCAAAUCAAAUCCUCGGAGAAUCAGAGGCGACAAAUCGCCGAUCAAAUGGUCCAAAACCUCAUAAAAAACAGUACUUCUUCUUUCUCCGUACGAGGAAUUCUCAAACGGGCUUCGUUGAACAACAUGAUGUGGUCGGUGUUCGGACAGAUGUACGGAAUCGAAGAGACGAUCAAUGAAGUGGAAGAAGUGAGGGGAUUGGUGGAGGAAGGGUACGAGCUGUUGGGGGUUCUGAACUGGUCCGACCACCUUCCGUGGGCGGCGGAGUUCGACGCUCAGAGGAUCGGGUUCCGGUGCUCGAGACUCGUGCCGAAAGUGAACAGGUUUGUCGGCGGAAUCGUGGCGGAGCACCGUCGGAAAAACGGUGAAAGUGGCAAUGAUUUUGUUGAUGUUUUGCUUUCCCUCAAUGGACCUGAUAAGUUGUCCGACUCCGAUAUGAUCGCCGUCCUUUGGGAAAUGAUAUUUAGAGGAACAGAUACUGUUGCGGUACUGAUUGAGUGGAUCCUAGCGAGGGUGAUCCUUCAUCCUGAUAUUCAGUCAACAGUCCAUGAUGAGCUAGACAGAGUUGUGGGGAGAUCAAGAUCCGUUUCCGAAUCAGACAUGUCCGAAUUAGUUUAUCUAACGGCUGUGAUUAAAGAAGUGCUAAGGCUACACCCACCGGGCCCACUGCUCUCCUGGGCCCGCCUUGCCAUCACGGAUACGACAAUUGAUGGGUAUCUCGUGCCCAAGGGGACCACAGCAAUGGUGAAUAUGUGGGCCAUAUCUAGGGACCCUGAAUUUUGGGUGGACCCACUGGAAUAUAAGCCCCAGAGGUUCAUGACAAAAGAGAACGAGCCCGAGUUUUCGGUAUUUGGGUCGGAUCUCAGACUCGCACCGUUCGGUUCGGGCAGGAGAACCUGCCCGGGAAAGACUCUUGGGUUGACGACGGUUGCCUUUUGGGUGGCGUCACUAUUGCACGAGUUCGAAUGGCUGCCCGACGGUCAGAAUAGCGUUGACUUGUCCGAGGUUCUGAGGUUGUCGUGUGAGAUGGCCAAUCCACUCACGGUUAAGGUGCGCCCCAGGCGUAGGAUAAUAAAUCCCUCUCACUAAAAUGGCAUGGAGGAAAAAAAAUAUAGAUAGAGAAAGAGAAGGAAAGAGAAAAGAGGAAAAAAAAAAAUACUAAUAUUUGAAGUAAAAGAGGUUUACAUUUUGGCUUUAAGUUGCUUGGUGGCUGCCUGGCUGGGGCUAUCAUUAUAAUGGAUCUAAAAGUAGCUAUAUAUAAGCAUAUAUGGAGGUGUUUUAUAUAAGGACUAAGAGGAUGUUUGGCAUGAGAA
Morus notabilis is the source of this 1923-nucleotide messenger RNA. Its product is annotated as cytochrome P450 78A9. The coding region runs from base 101 to 1699 and encodes 532 amino acids. NCBI's taxonomy places the organism in Eukaryota, Viridiplantae, Streptophyta, Magnoliopsida, Rosales, Moraceae. The transcript has 2 exons. The record is from RefSeq and is a predicted model, not a curated record. Gene Ontology annotation, molecular function: heme binding; oxidoreductase activity, acting on paired donors, with incorporation or reduction of molecular oxygen; iron ion binding.